GUGAUGCCUCACUCAAUACUAUCACAUGGCAAACAUGGGGGAGAUAGAAAAUGAACCAGUGCGACCGAAAAUUACAGAUUCCAAGGGUAUCCUCAAAAAGAACCGAGAGUUCCUGGACUUUUUCUGGGAUAUCGCUAAGCCUGAACAGGAGAUACGACUGAAGGCUAUUGAAAAUCUCAUACAAUAUCUUAAAAAGAGUGAAAAGCCCGAUGAACUGAAGUAUACCCUGAAGAGACUGGUGGAUGGCUUGGCACACAACAGAGAGGCUGCCAGGCCAGGCUUUAGUUUGGCGUUGGGACAGGUCCUGAGUGUGUUUGAGGAGGUACCUCUGCAAACUGCCUUUGAUCAAAUCAAAGACAAGCACAACUUGGUUACAGUGAAGAAGAAACUCUUCAGAAAUGCUGCUUUUGGAAACCUGUUUGGCGUUCUUGCCCUAUCUCAGUCCACCCGCCUCCCAAAGGAGCCCCAGGUGGUACUGGAGUGUGUACAACUUUUACAGAGCCUCUCGCAGCACAGGGAACAUCUGCGGGACCUGCCAAGAAAGACCAUGGUGGAUAUCCUGUCUGAGACAACAGAGGAGGUGUUUGAGGAGGUGCUGUUGGGAGCUCUGCAGACAGACCUGUCCUCCGCCUUCAACACUCCGGAGCAGCUGCAGCUCCUCCUGGUGGCCAUGCAGAAGUUCCCCCAGGUGCUCAAGCCCAAGAAGCUGAAGAAGCUGCUGGGCACUUCCACCAUCAUUACCAUGGACAAUAUUCCCAAGCUGACAGAGGUUCUGAAGAUGGCGGCACGCUCUGUCAAGAAGGAUCGCCUGCUGCCUGCAGUGGCUCUGGAUCUCCUGCAGAUCUCCCUGAGGGAAGACAACUUUGAGCUGUUCUGGAGUGAGGCCAUUGUCAACGGCAUGCUGAAAGACCAGCCAGGGCCCACACAUUACCUGAGCUACCGACUGCUGGGCAGUGCCCUGCCCUUGCUGAGCCUAGGCCAGCUCAAACAGGUUCUGAAUGGAGAGGUGAUGAGAGCCUAUGGGGAACACGUGGUCUCUGCUCAGCUCGCCGACCGUUUCAGGUUUGCCCCGGAGAUGGAGACGUAUGUGGGUGACUUCCUGCAGGGCUGUGACGACCCAGACAAGCAGCUGGUGGUGAUGACUGGCUUCUCCCUGCUGACCAACCAGGGCUACCCCGUGGUGACCUCCUUGUGGCGGGUCGUGCAGCACCUGCGUCCCUCUGCGCUGCGGAGCUAUGUGGACUGGCUCAAAGACAUGUUCCUCAACCCUCAGCUAGACAGCUGCUUGGACUUCAGCACCCGCAGGCAGAAGGAGAACCAGGAGGGCGGAGUCCCGAGGGAACAUUUGAUUUCUCGCCUGAGGAAGUGGAUCGUUCCGCGCCUCGUGUCCAUCGUGGAGAACCACCAGGUGCAGAGAGAUGAGAACCUGGUGAUGGAGGUGGCCAGGUUUGUUUGUUUCCAUGCGUUCUUCAAUGCUAAGAAGGCCACCCCAGACAUACCGGAGACACAAGCUACCCUGUCAGAGCCCCUGGAUGAAAAGACCAGAGCCAUUAUCAUCAACGCCUUCUUUGGGCUCCUGCAGCAUAUCAACCAUCUGCCUCUGUUUGGCGACUCCGCGGAGGUGGCUGCCCAGAACCAGAGGCACAUCCAGGGAGUGAUGGCUGACGGCUCUAUGUGGAUCUUCUCUCUGGUGCAGUUCGCCGACUCCCUGCUCAACCAGCCCAAGCACGCCCAGAGUGUCCAGCCCUUCACUGCUGAGCAGAGAAAGGCUUGGGACAGUAUGCUGGCGUCAGUCAGGACUCUAAUGAAGAAGUCAAAGAAAGGCCAGACUCCAGAGGCCUCUGCUUUCCAACAGUUGUUCCUGCUGGUUGGCAUUCAUCUCUUCAAGGCUCCAGAGGAUUUGGUGGACCUGAUGCAGGAUCUGCAGGACUGUGUGAAAAAAGCCGAAGAGAAGAAGUCCAAGAAGAAGACAAAGGCAUCCAGCUCAACAGAGGCAGAGGAGGAGCCCCACUGGGCAGAGGUGAUGGUGGACAUCCUGCUGUCCCUCCUGUCCCAGCCCAGCCGACACAUCCGCCAUGUCUGCCGCAGCGUCUUCUCCUACAUCUGUCCCCACGUCACUGCCAGAGCCCUCACUGCCAUCCUGGACGUUCUGGACCCAGAUAAAGAUGAGGAGGACAGUGCUGUCGCGGUGAUUGAUGACAAAGACCCUAAGAAGAAAGACAAAAAGAAUGAGGAAGAGUUGGAUGCAUCAGAUGACUACUCUGAUGAUGAAGAUGAUGACGACGAUGAUGACGAUGACGAUGAGGAGCAGGGUGCAGAUGAGGCCAUGGAGGAAGGGAAUGAGGUGGAUCAGAACUUCCGCAUUGAGCUGAUGAAGGUCCUACAGAACCAGGGUGCUCUGGCCACAGAACAGGAUGGCAGUGACGAGGACGAGCUGGACGAUGAAGCUAUGAUGAAGCUGGAUGGCAGUAUUGCAGCACUGUUCGGUGAACAGAAGAAGAAAAUGCAAGCAAAGAAAGAGGAGAAGGACAAGCUAAAAAAGGAAAAAACCCUGGUCAGAGACUUCAAGAUCAAGGUCCUGGACCUGGUGGAGGUGUUCUUGGCCAAGCAGGGUAGCAGUCCCUUGGUCCUGGGCAUGGUGGAGCCUCUGCUCAGUGUCAUUGAGAAUGGCAUGAGCUCUGAAAGUGACCAGCAAGAGCAGGACUUCCUCCGCAAGGCUGCCGAUAUCUUCAAGAACCAGCUGUGCCGUUCCAAGAAGUACUGUAAGAGCUUAGGUGACCGGCAGGCCGAGCUCCACGACCUCCUGGAUAAACUCAUGACCAAAGCCCAGAAGCUCUCCGACUCCUCAGUUUCCCUCUACUUUUUUAGUGCAUCUCUGUACCUGGUCAAAGUAUUGAGAGGGGGGGUGACCUGGGCCUCAGCAGAGGGCCAGACAACACUUACUACUGAACAGCUGAGGUUCAUGGGUAAUGUGGACGUGGCGAGGGUGACGGCACUCUUUAAAGGGGCUUUGUGCUCCUUCAUGACACGCAGGAAGAGCCCUCUGUCAGGCCAGAUGUUCAUCGACCUUUUCACCCGCUUCCCGGUUGUGUGCGUGAACCUGUUGGAGACCGCAGUGGAGCACAUCACAGCAGGAGUGAGAGAACACCAACAGUGCCAGGCGAGUGGCAUGGUGCUCCGGGCGCUGCAGAGCAGGGAGGUACAGCAGCUUAUGGAGGGCGGGUCCUGGACAGGGCUGCUUCAGAAGGUGGUGGGCCAGGUGGCAGCGAGUCUGGAGGGUGUACUGGAAACUGAUAAAAACAAGGUGGUCCAUGAGAAAUUGGUCAAAGCCCUGGAGCUUGGGUUUUUCCUGGUCAAAAACGUCACCCAGAAGAAGCUGUCUGUGGAUCUGCAGCCCCUCAGAAAGGUUCUGGAUUCCAUGCAAGAUGUUCUGGGUUCCAGGAAGACUGGCCAGGUGAAGGACACCUACUGGGCUGUCAUGAAACUCUUAGGAGUCAUCAAGCCCCAAAAGGACAUUACCAGGAAAACCAAGGAGGACCAGGCUGAGAAGAUUGCUCCCAAGAAGAAGAAAGGAUUCCUGCCUGAGACCAAGAAGAGAAAGAACCGCAAGAAGCAAUUACCUGUCUCUGAGCAGGGGGCAGCAGAUGCCAAUACCGUCCCCUUGGGGAAACCAGCGGCUGGGGCAGAGGGGAAGAAGAAAAGGAACAGGAACAAAAACAAGAGGAAACAGCCAGGAGGAGAGGCCCUGGUACAGGCCCCUGUGAAGAAGGCCAAGACGACACCGUCUGCUGGCAAACAGAAGAAGAAGAUGAAGAAGCAGCAGGGAGGCGGUGACGAAUAGAUUGGACUUUUGUAACUGUGUACUUUUGAUCGUAGGUCGUGCAACUGAUGCACCAAUGCAUUUCUUCCUGAAUGUGCUGUGCAUCGGUUAUAUAACCUGACAAUGUACAGGAUCCUGUAGAAACCCUGCGCCGGUGUUGUAACUACUGUACUCCUGUUGAUUUUCAUACAAAGGCAUGGUGAGAGAUUUGUGGCUGUGGACAGUGCUAGAUUGUCUUUUGUAUUGCCAGUGUGAACCUAAGGCAUGAUGUUUUAUUUUGUCUUGUGUUCUCAGGCCUAUGGACUAACUCGACUGUAAAAUAUUGUGUAUUACAGUAAACACCAAACUAUAUCCUUCACAUUUGAAAGUAUUUUUUAACUGCUCAUUAGUUUAUAUACUCUCACAGAAUUUGUAAGAUGUGCAUCAUUCUUAAAAGAAAACAUGAGUGAGCAGGAAAAAUAUUUCUUUUAUUUUUAAUGGGAUUCUACUUAAACUAUGAAGCAUCACAGAAUGGCACAAUCAUUAAACAAAACAUGGCAAUAAAGAAAAUGAUGGUCCCUGUUCCAAAGUUUACAUACCCUUAGUUCUUAAUACUGUGUUCUGCCCCCUUUAGCAUCAGUGAUGGCUUGCAGUCUUUUGUGAUGGUUAUGGAUGAGGCCCUUUAUUAUUUAAGGUGGGAAAGCUGCCCAUUCUUCUUGGCAAAAGCCUGCAGGUCCUGUAAAUUUGUUGGGUUGUCUUGCAUGAAAUGCACGUUUCAGAUCUCCCCAAAGUAGCUCAAUGAUAUUGAGGUCAGGAGACUGUGAUGGUCACUCCAGAACCUUCUCUUUUUUUCUUCUGUAGCCACUUGAGGGUCGACUUGGCCUUGUGUUUUGGAUCAUUGCCAUGCUGGAAAGUCCAAGAGUGUCCCAUGUGCAGCUUCCAAGCUGAUGAAUGCAAAUUGUCCUCCAGUAUUUUCUGAGAAACAUGCUGCAUUCAUCUUGCCAUCAGUUUUCACUAAAUCACGCCACCCCCAGAAUAUCAGAGAUCCACCUCCAUGCUUCACAGAAGGGAUGGUGUACUCUUCAUCAGAGAUCCACCUCCAUGUUUCACAGUAGGGAUGAUUUACUUGUUUUCAAAGGCUUUUUGACUCCGCUCCAAACAGCAUUUAUGGUUGUGAACAUAAAGUUCAAAUUACUUUGUUCCAGCAGUUUUGAGGCUUGUCUAGGUGUUGCAGGCAUAUUGUAAGCAGGCUGUUUUGUGGCGUUGGCACAGUAACAUCUUUUCUGGCAACUCAACCAUGCAGCCCAUUUUUUUUCCAACUACCUCCUUGUGCGUCUUGAAACAGCCACGCCACUUGCAGAAUAGCCUGUAUUGCAGCUGAAGUUGCUUGUGGGUUUUUCUUUGCAUCCUGACCAAUUUUCUUGGCAGUUGUGGCUGAAAUCUUUAUUUGUCGACAUGGCCAUGGCUUGGUAUCGAUAGGACCCCUAAUCUUACACUUAUCAGUCUGAAAAGUACUGAUUGGCAUUUUCAAAUCUUUUGAUAUCUUUUUGUAUCCUUUUCCUGAUUUAUAAAGUUCAGCUAACUUUUCUCACAGGUCCUUUGACAGUUCUUUUGCUUUCCCCAUUGCUCAAUAUACAGCCAAGUCAGUACAGCCCCUGAUGAAAUGUGCAGUGGUCUCAAGAGCUGAGAAACUAUAGACACUAAUUAAAAAAUCUAACUUAUCCUUAAAAUCCAUUUCAAUCUGUUUGUGUCCACUUGUGUGUAUAUUAUCAGGCCAAUCAUUCCAGGUAACCAACCAUUUGAUCAAGGCCAUUUGGGUGAUUUCAGUUAUGAUUUAAAAAGGGCAGACAAUUGUGACACACAUGUUUUCACCUAACCACAACCCCUAAAUAUAAGAAAAGGUUUCUACAUGAUCUGUUGUUUUUACAAAAAAUUGCCUCUGUUUCACAAAUUCUGCCAGGGGUAUGUAAAUUUAUGAGCACAACUGUAUAAAAUAAUACUGACUCGUUGCCCAUUAAAUGACACAGUAAAAUGA
Messenger RNA from Esox lucius (northern pike), 5834 nucleotides. RefSeq names its product MYB binding protein (P160) 1a (gene mybbp1a). The record is from RefSeq and is a predicted model, not a curated record. Gene Ontology annotation, biological process: regulation of DNA-templated transcription. Lineage: Eukaryota; Metazoa; Chordata; Actinopteri; Esociformes; Esocidae. Gene Ontology annotation, molecular function: transcription factor binding; sequence-specific DNA binding; RNA binding. Bases 26 to 3841 code for a protein of 1271 amino acids. The transcript is spliced from 26 exons. Gene Ontology annotation, cellular component: nucleolus.